AUGUUUCGCUUCAGGCGGUACCGUAUGCUACUCAUUUGCGCUUUCGUCAUUACCAUGUUGCUCUACCACGUCUCCAAGAACUCUCAAUGGGAUCGUUCGAGUGAGUUCUGGCAUGGCGGGGCCGGUCUAAACGUUGAAGAGAGACCCCGGCCUUAUUCACCACCGGCUUCGGAACCGGUCCACGGACACGAUCACAACAACCAAGCAGGCACCGACGUCGGCACUAACGGUGACGAGCACACGUUCGGUCCCCACGAUAUCGACCACCCAGAGGAACCGCAACGCGGGUCUCCACCGCCUCCGGCGCCCUCUACCUUAGACCCUGAGUCUACCAUCCAAAUUGCUCAGCUCAAGUCUGUCGACCAGGAAGGUGCUGGAUAUGGCUUACCCACCAAAGCCCCAACGGUGCCCGGCUGGAAAACGCCCAACAACCACGCCGAACCCCAAGAACAAAAUAAGGUCGUCAGUACUGAGGCAGCGGCUACUACCUCUACUAUCCAUUGGCAAAAGCCAAAAGAAUGGUUCCCGGUUCCCAAGGAGUCCAUCAUCCCGCUCCCAACCGGCAAGCCGCAGGCCAUCCCCGCGAUACAGUUCGCCUUUGCCGAAGAAUCGCCCACGGACAAAGAGAUACGCCUAGGGCGCCUGGCCAAGAUUAAAACGGAAGCCCAGCGUGCCUGGUCUGGGUAUCGGGAAUAUGCAUGGACUCAUGACGAGCUCAAACCUGUUAGCAAAAAGUCCAAAGACCCCUUCUGCGGCUGGGCGGCAACGCUUGUCGACACCCUCGACACCCUGUGGAUCAUGGGCAUGAAGGAUGAGUUCGACGAGGCCGUCGAAGCGGUCCGCGACAUUGACUUCACCACAACCCCCUACCGCGACGAUAUCCCCGUUUUCGAGACGAUUAUUCGGUACCUCGGUGGCAUGGUGGGUGCCUACGACAUGACAGGUGGCGACCCCAAGUACCGUAUUCUUCUCGACAAAGCCGUCGAGCUUGCCGAGAUUCUAAUGGGUGUCUUCGACACGCCCAACCGCCUACCCAUCCUCUACUACAACUGGAAGCCCUCCUACAACAAAAACCCGAGACGUGCAUCCAGCCACUCUGGCGUCGCCGAGAUAGGAUCCAUGACCAUGGAAUUCACCCGCCUAGCCCAACUGACUGGUGAAGAUAAGUACUACGACGCCAUCGCACGCAUUGUCGACGCCCUCGAGGAACUUCAGAACCGAGAACACGGCACAGCUAUCCCAGGUCUCUUCCCCGAGCAUCUCGACGCCUCAGGGUGCAACCGAAGUGCACCGCUACCGCCCGGACCACAACACAACAGCCCCGGUACUCCGGAACAGGUCGUUGUCCCUCCACCUCCUAACACCGGAUUCCGCCGCGGCCCUCAGGCCCGGAGGCGGGAACCGAGGCAGAAACGGGCUGCCACCCCGAACAAUGGCCCCACUACGCGUGAUCCAGAGGAAUUUCCCCCGGGUUGGGAGUGUGUCCCGCAAAACUUGACAGUCGGCGGCUGGGGCGGCGGCUCGUUCAGUAUGGGUGGUAACCAAGACUCGACCUACGAAUACUUCCCCAAACAAUACCUCAUGCUCGGAGGACUUGAGCCCAAGUACCGCACCAUGCAUGAGAAAACCGCCGAUGCUGUGAAAGAGUACCUCCUUUUCCGCCCUAUGGCCGAGGGCGACCCGGACAUUUUAUUCUCCGCGAAGGCAUACAGCAGUGAUGGCACCACAAAGAAGAUGACGUAUGAGUUCGAGGUCACUCAUUUGACCUGUUUUCUAGGUGGCAUGUUCGGACUCGGUGGUAAGAUCUUCAACCGACCAGAGGACGUCGAGAUUGGGGAGAGGCUUACCGACGGUUGUGUGUGGGCGUAUGAGAGUAUGCCUGCCGGGGUGAUGCCCGAGCACUCCUUCGUUGUGCCUUGCAAGGACCCUACGGACUGCCACUUUGACAAAACCACGUGGUACAGGGCAAUUGACCCUACCAGUCAGGAAACGCGCGAUCAGCAGAUGGAAGAUUACAAGGCCAACAUGGCUAAGUGGAAGGUCAAUGUGGAAAAGGCCAAGGCAGAGAAUGCAUUGGCUGAGGAACGCAGGCGUCUGGCGGCAGUCGCGCCUGCGAGGGCCAACGAUGAAACAGAAGUCGUGGGUUCGACGAAAACCUCGCCCGUGGAACGUAGCACUCUCGAGACCCGCGAUUUCCCAUCAUAUGAGACUGCGCCGAAGCCCGGUGGAAAGCUUCAGGAUAUUAUGGAUGCCGCUUCCAACAACGUGAUCACAGUUGCGGAUCAGCAACCCCUAGACGAGAUGCCUCUGCCCAUCGAGCCGCUCCGUCCACUCACGCACCUAGAAUACGUGGAAGACCGCAUCAAGAAGGAUCAUAUACCACCGGGCUUCUCCAAUCUCAGGGACAAGCGUUACAUUCUCAGACCCGAAGCUAUCGAGUCAGUCUGGUACAUGUACCGCAUCACGGGCGACCGCUCCUGGCAAGAGAAAGGCUGGCGUAUGUUUGAAGCCGUUAUCCGCGCGACGCGCACUGAUGUGGCGCACACUGCCAUUCGUGACGUGACCACAAAAGAGCCGGGGAAUGAGGCCGACAUGGAGGACAGCAUGGAGAGUUUCUGGCUGGCUGAGACCCUCAAGUACUUUUACCUGCUGUUUGAGACGCCGGACGUGGUUUCGCUCGACGAAUGGGUGUUGAAUACUGAGGCGCAUCCAUUCCGGCGACCGAAGUAA
Dichotomopilus funicola is the source of this 2730-nucleotide messenger RNA. RefSeq names its product glycosyl hydrolase family 47-domain-containing protein. Gene Ontology annotation, biological process: carbohydrate metabolic process; mannose trimming involved in glycoprotein ERAD pathway. NCBI's taxonomy places the organism in Eukaryota, Fungi, Ascomycota, Sordariomycetes, Sordariales, Chaetomiaceae. The coding region runs from base 1 to 2730 and encodes 909 amino acids. The record is from RefSeq and is a predicted model, not a curated record. Gene Ontology annotation, cellular component: endoplasmic reticulum; membrane. The transcript is spliced from 2 exons. Gene Ontology annotation, molecular function: mannosyl-oligosaccharide 1,2-alpha-mannosidase activity; calcium ion binding.